Molecule: messenger RNA, 798 nt
Organism: Strongyloides ratti
Lineage: Eukaryota; Metazoa; Nematoda; Chromadorea; Rhabditida; Strongyloididae
Exons: 2
Coding region: 1-798 (265 amino acids)
Source: RefSeq, a predicted model, not a curated record
AUGAGUGCACAUCCGGAAACUGAAAAGCAUUAUACAAUAAAACUUAAAGAAUUAAAAAAUCAACUUCAAUACAAUGUAAUAAUGUUACAUUAUGUUCCAAUUGAAAAAAUUGUCAUUAAUGAAUAUAUUUCUGUUUAUGAAGAAUAUGAUUUUAGAUUUAUGGUAUUAAAUUUUUUAGAUUAUUUUUCUUCAAUUGUAAAAAUGGAAGAUUUAAAAUGGACAGAGUACUCCUCUGAUGCAUAUCUUGUUUUUUUUGAUGAUACCGUUAGUGAAUUUACAAAUUUAAUUAAAUCACUUAUCAAAUGUCCUACCAAUAAGAAUUCUUUUUUGAAAAUGAAAACAAUUGAAUUUGGAUUAGUUAUUAAUUAUUCUGCUACAUAUCUAUCUUUUUUAAAUGAUUAUGGAUUUUUUAAAGAUAAAUUGGAUAAAUGUACAGGAUUUUAUGUCUUAGAAAAUAUUGCUAGAACAACAAUAAGUCUAUUUAUUAAUGAAAAUAGUAAAGAUAUAUUAAAAAAUGAUAGUAUUUGUUAUAAAUUAAAAUGUGUUUUCUUCACAAUAUGUUCUGUUGGUAUUUCAAUAUGUAAAAUUGCAAUGAAAUAUCCUAAUUUUAAACGUUUCCUAUUUCAAUUACAAUGUUGGUUAAAAAUUAUUACAUUUCUUAAUAAUAUAGAAAAUAUUAAAAAUGAAACUGUAUCUGAUGAUAAUAUUAAAAAAUAUCAAGAAAACAUUCGUCAAGAAAAAAUUAUUGGUAAAUCAUUAUACAGGAAAUUUAUUAAAAAGGUUAAAAAGACAAAAUAG